AUGUUCCGAUCAACUAUUCUUUUCGCGCUUAUUGCAUUCGUAAGUUUCAUUCUCUUAUUGAUCUUGUUUUGAAAAAUAUAUGAAUUGUUCAGGUACUUUCUGCUCCAGCCAUAGAUCGCCAGAAACGUCAAUCAUGCGCCUGUGCUCCAGUCCAACAAACCUCAUGUUGUCAGCGACAAUACAACAUUAAUGUUCAGCUUACAGUUCAGGUGAGUAAUUUUUUUUUAAUUUUCUAUUGAUUUCUAUAUUCAGAGCUGUUAUAUUUUCGAAAAAAAUUCAGAAAAAAAAUGUUUGAUAUUUUACUAGAAAAUAUUCUGAUCAAUCUUUUAAUAUUGGAACUAUUCAGAUUUUUGAAUUUACAUAAAAUUCGAUUUCAAAUGACUGAAUUUUACAUAGUGGACUUAUAAGAUAAAAUCAUGAUACAAUUUUUAAAACGAAAAUUUUCAGCAACAGCAACAACAACCAGCUCAAGAUUGUGGAUGUCAGCAACAAACCCAAGUUCAACAAGACUGUGGAUGUCAGCAACAAACCCAAGUUCAACAAGACUGUGGAUGUCAGCAACAAACUCAGGUUCAACAAGAUUGUGGAUGUCAGCAGCAACAACAAUCAGCUUGCGAUUGUCAGCAAGCUCAAGCUACUCCUUCAUGCUGCCAACAAGCUCCAGUUCAACAAGAUUGCGGAUGCCAAACACAACAAACCCCAUCUUGCGAUUGCCAACAAGCUCAACAAACUACCUCAUCUUGCUGUCAACAAGCUCCAGUUCAACAAGACUGCGGAUGCCAAACCCAACAAACCCCAUCUUGCGAUUGUCAGCAAACCCAAACUCAACAAGACUGUGGAUGCCAACAAGUUCAACAACAACAACCAGCUUGUGAUUGCCAACAAAACCCAACCUGUGUGACCUGCAUCCAAAUCGAAAUCACCCAAGUCCAACAGCAACAACCUCAACAAGACUGUGGAUGCCAAACACAACAAGCCCCAGUUCAACAAGAUUGCGGAUGCCAACAAACUCAAGCUACCCCAUCUUGCGAUUGUCAACAAACCCAAACUCAACAAGAUUGCGGGUGCCAACAAACUCAAGCUACCACAUCUUGCUGUCAACAAGCUCCAGUUCAACAAGACUGUGGAUGUCAGCAACAACAGCAAUCAUCCUGCGGGUGCCAACAAACUCAAACCAUCCAAUAUCAACCAACAUAUGCUGUUUCCACCCAAGCUCCAUCAAUGAACCAAUGUGCCCCAGCCUGCCAACCAGCCUGCCAAUCAUCGUGCACUGCCUCAUACACCAAUCAACAAACUCAAUACUCGUAAGUUUUACAGGAAAUAUAUAUGUUCAAAACUUAUCUCAAAACUUUUCAGCCAAGCGACCACCUCAUGUGAUGCUCAACAAUGCGUUUGCCAACGUGGAUACGUGAAAUGUGCCGAGCAAACUUGUUGUUUGAGAUACCGAUACACUCAACGUAAAGCGAAACGAUCGAUCGCUUAA
This is a messenger RNA of Caenorhabditis angaria, 1483 nucleotides long. Lineage: Eukaryota; Metazoa; Nematoda; Chromadorea; Rhabditida; Rhabditidae. The record is from the annotation of a GenBank genome assembly.